This is a messenger RNA of Ectocarpus siliculosus, 1560 nucleotides long. NCBI's taxonomy places the organism in Eukaryota, Phaeophyceae, Ectocarpales, Ectocarpaceae. The record is from the annotation of a GenBank genome assembly.
AUGGCCUGGGGAGCUCCUCGUGGGGUGGAUGAUCUCAUCGCCAAGCUGAAUGACAACUCAACGGCAAGCACCAUGUGCAUCCUGAGCACGAGAAAAUUCGGCCCGUCAGAAGCGGCGGCCUUCUCGGCCGCUCUGUCCGGCAACACAUCCCUCACGGAGCUCCUCGCCUCGGGGCACCCCUUGGAAGUCGCCGGGGCGUCGGCCUUUGGCCAAGCCUUGUCGAGGAAUACCACGCUUCGAUCGCUCUGCGUGGGGGACAACGAUUUCGGCGACGAGGGCGUGAUCGCGCUGGUGGAAGGCUUGAAGCGGAACCACGGGCUCCUCGUCCUCGAUCUCGAGUACAAGUCCAUUGCCUCCGGAGAGGGGCUGCGCACCCUUCUCGAGACACACCCUACGUUAGCGGACCUAAGGCUAGGACGCAACCAACUGGGUGAGGCCGGGAUGAAGUCCCUGUCGGCCGGCCUCUCCCUGAACUCCACCCUCCUCCGUCUCGACGUCUCCGGCAACCAGCUCAACGCCGCGGCCGCGGAAGCUCUCGGCCGCGCUCUAUGCACCCAUCGCCCGGCCGCCAUCGGAAACCAGACCGGAACAAGCGCCGUUGGCGGGAGCGACGGCGGGGGCGGCGGCGGGGGCGGCGGUUCCACCCCCCCCCCUCCCCUUGAGUUCCUGGAUGUUUCUAGAAACCCCCUCGGGGACGAGGGCGGCGCCGCGCUCUUCCGGGCCCUGGCGACUUCGCCGACGCUCACGGGUCUAGUUCUGGCGGAGGCGAAGCUCGGACCCCUGGCCGCGGCCGCCCUCGCCGAGGCUCUCGUUCCUCCUCCUGCUUCCCCUCUGCCGGGAGGUGGCGGGCCGUCAGGCCCCGCAGAGCCAGAUUCCGGGGAAAUGACUCCUUUGCCACCACCACCACCGCCGCCGCCGCCGGCGAACGGGGGAGGCCUGCAGAAGCUCCAAGCCCUCGACGUCUCGAAGAACGAGCUCGGGACGGGGGGGGGCGCAGAGGUCGCGGGCGCGCUCUCCCGCGGCGGAGCCCCCCGCCUCGAAACGCUGUCGAUGGCGUACAACGACGUCGGGGACGACGGGGCGGCGGCGCUCGGCAAGGCGGCGGGGCCGCGGCUGGCGGUGCUGGAUCUGAGCGGGAACGCUCUCGGCGGGGCCGGGAUCGGGGCGGUGUUGUCGGCUCCGGGCCUGCGGGAGGCAAAGCUAUUCCACAACGCUUGCAAGGAUGAAGGGGUUCCGCUGGUGUUGGAGGCAUUGCUGGCCGGCGGCACGUUGCAGACGCUGGACCUCGGCGCCAACGGCCUCACCGGUGCCGGAUUCGAGAUGCUUCUCCCUGGGCUGGCCGCCUGCAGCUCACUGCAAACCUUGGAGGUUGGUGCGAACUCGAACGACGAAAGGGCAGAAGAGGCGGUGCGAAGAUCCCAGGGCAGCAACCCGGCCCUCGACAUUGCCUUCAGGAGGGGAGGGGAGGCCAUGGAAGGCUCGGGGGCCCCGCCCGGCGUUGGCAUCGGCGGGGGUACUGCCGGUGGCCCGGGGGCGGCGGCGUCUUGGCAGACUCAGUAG